UUUACGGGGGCGGGAGAGUGAAAAGGACUACAACACCCAAAGAGCCGCUUAAAAGCUUGAGGUACCCGAGGGUCUCUUCUUGUUUAAGGGGGUGUCACAGACGUAGGAGACUGGGCAGGGUUAGAGGCUCGGAGACGGGGGCUAAUCCCACUGUACCAGGGGCAGAGGAUAAAGCACAAAUCCGGAUUUGAAAGACAGAGACAGAAAGAGACAGGAAGCGAGAGACCGAAAUUCCCACCACAUCUGGAUUCUCUCCGCACAACCCCUCCAUGGCCGAAUUUGCGAUUCUCAGCGAAGCCCCUCUACCUCUCGUUGCAAUAUCGGACUGAAAAAGAAGAUUUGUCAGUGUGUGCGUGUAUAGACUCACUCUCCGAGCACGGAUAAUUUUAUUAUGGAGUAGCAGCCGCAGCAAUGCGAUGCACACCCCUCACGCUCCAAUAGGGGCAUUUUUUUUUCCGAGCGGGCAGCUCGCCGAUACUAAACAGGGAAAAAAAGACGUUCCUGGGAGUUGGGAAGAACGGGACUCAUCGGGGGAUCAGUGAGCCUGGGUCGUGUUCCUGAGCACGAAAGGAGCAGGGUUGGAAUCUGUCACGGGAUACAGGGAAGAGGUGGAAGAGACAGACUCUGUCCCAGAUACAGGAAAGGGGUGGAAGAGACAGACUCUGUCCCGGAUACAGGGAAGAGGUGGAAGAGACAGACUCUGUCCCGGAUACAGGGAAGGGGUGGAAGAGACAGACUCUGUCCCGGAUACAGUAAGAGUCUCACUCGGCGCGAGGCCAGCCAGCUUGCAGAAGUACAACAGGAAAGACCGGGCAUGCAAGAAGACGUGCAAGAGAGUAUCUGAUCUCAUUCCUCACUCCCCACUGCCUCGCGCUUACCUCCUCUACUUUCAUUUAACGCCCAGCGGCUGGUUUCACAGCACACAGCGGGUCCUCGUGCUGUGGGACUGCUGCUCUUUCAGCGAUUUCCCCCUGGGCUGUCCCAGGGGCACCGGCGCUGACCUCUGCCCUGGCCAGGACACUGCCUGACAGAGGAAGAGAGUCAUUGAGACUAAUCGGCUUAUUGGAACUUAUUGCCUUCUUUUACAUUCAUCAAGCAUUUUGGACAUGGAUAUCAUCUUUUACUUCAGUUUCAUGCGCUGGUGAUUGUUGUGUGUGCUCUGUAAACACAGACUGAAAAGCACCUGUAUGGUUUCAUUGUGACUCUUCUUAUGACUGUGAGCGUCGUUGCCCUUUUCAACUCUAAGCAAACACAGAGGACAGAGAUCGACCAAACACAAAAGACGCCACGUGCUUUCCUCUUCCUUUCGAAUGACGUUUGUCUUGGAAGUGCAGCCUCCUGUCUGUCCAAGCUGGACAGCUGGCAUUGGCCGGGGUCUCUGAUGGAGAGGAGCAUUCUGAGUGUCUGACGUCCUCCCUGCCCCCACCCUCCGCCAGCUGCUGAGACGUGGCCAGGAGACACUGGACUAGGACAAGAGCCAAACGGAGAUGAGGAUGGAGUCCGGACAGACGCAGGCCUGCAGAUCCUGUAGAGACUGUCACCCUGUAACCACGAGGGGGCUGCUGUGCAAGUGUCCUGCUGCCUGGCUUGGCUUUGCUGCCAUCCUUCUGUGAAGCGAUGGAUGACAACUAAUACAGAGCGCCGACAGAAACCCAGGGUACGAGGAGGAGGGGCAGGGUGGACUACAGACUGCGACAUGGAGCCAAUGACUUUCCACUGCUGGUCCUGAGCCGGCUCCCACCUGUCAGGGGCGCUCUCCUGUUCAAAGCCGGGGUUUACUUGCGGUGGUUCUGCCCUGCCAGGACCCGCCCAAGCCCUCGUGCCAACUGCUCGUACAACAAAAAAAAGUGCCGCGCCCCGAAGGAAACAGGACACUCCUGCUGAGGGCGGCCGAGCUACAGAUCGGUGCGCCUCAUUGAGCUCUGCUCAGCCGGACUGCAGCUCAGCCACAGCACGUCGGCAGUCAGCAGGUUUAAAGCAAGGCAGGAGAACAACAGAGGGAUGAGAGCCCAUUAGAGCCAUUGAGGUUCAAGUUUUCAGUCAGUUUUGCUCUUCGUGCUGCAGGAGGGAACAGCGCUUUGGGGAAGGUGGCAGGAGCCGGUGAAUGGGAUUGGGGCGACCAGUCAGUGUCACAGCCCUGCUCUAGAGGCUGGGGUACCGGGGGGGGCAAAGGUCGUCAGGUAAGCAGGGCCAGGAGGCCGGGGGACCUGAGGCCGUGGUGGGGGCCGGGGGGGGAGCGCGCGGGCCGGGGGGCGGCAGCCAUGCGGUGCUCUCUGCGCACGUGGGCCCUGCUGGGCUCGCUGGCCCUGCUGUUCCUCACCUCGCUGCUCUUCUCGCUCUCGCUGCGGGGGGGCGCCGGCCUGCCCUACCUGGACCCCCCCGGCUGGGAGGACACCCACCGGGUCAAGCUGGUCCCCAGCUACACGGGCAGCCAUCGCCUGGGCAACGCGGGAGGCGCCGUGCCAAGAACGUGCGCCUGCCGCAGCUGCGUGGGCGACCCGGGGGUGUCGGAGUGGUUCGACGAGAGCUUUGACCCCGACAUCUCGCCUGUGUGGACACGCGAGAACAUGCAGCUGCCACCCGAUGUCUACUACUGGUGGGUGGUGAGUGUACCCUGCUCUUCUCCUCCCCUCCUCUUCCUCGGAACUGGACUUGUGGGGUUACUGGUGAUGCGAGCAGGCCUGUUUCCUGAAUCGCUUUGUGUAGCUGGCAUGAGAGAGGCUGCUUCUCUCCCUCUCUUCGUCUUGGUGCCCUUCAAGACCCUGGACCUGCUGUGGAUCACCAGCGCCCUCUCUACCGGCCAGAUCCGCUUCACGUAUGCCCCUGUGAAACAGUUCCUUCGUGUGGACAAAGACAAGGUACAGAUCUACAACCCAGCCUUCUUCAAGUACAUUCAUGACCGAUGGACUCAGCACCAUGGUCGCUAUCCCUCCACCGGCAUGCUGGUGCUAUUCUUCGCGUUGCACGUUUGUGACGAGGUGAAUGUUUUCGGUUUUGGCGCAGACAGCCGGGGGAACUGGCACCACUACUGGGAGCAGAACCGGUACGCUGGUGAGUUCCGCAAGACAGGGGUCCACGACGCCGACUAUGAAGCCCAGAUCAUCAGCUCCCUGGCCAAAGCUGGAAAGAUCACCAUCUUUCCUGGGAAGUGAGUGGAGAGGAGCGGAUUUAGACGUGGAAGACCGAGAAGCAGAAGAUAGUCUGCCUUCCAUGGGGACAGAGCUCCCCAUCCAGGAUUCUAUGUUCAGCUUGCUCAUAGUCUCACACACAGACUUCUCCUCCCAGGCGUAUGCACGGCAGUGCUCAGGUUUGCUGAGGUACCUCUGCCCUCUACGCUGGGUUCAGAUGUAACAUUGGCUUGAUGGUGUUUGAAGUUCGGCCCACUGGUACUAGGGUUCCCUCUCCUGCUUUGCAUGACUGUGCCCCUGGCAGAAAGCUCAUCAAGCAUGAUCAGGAUUCGCCCUCCCGUCUCACUGACACAGCUGAUGCCCGGACAUGGCCCUGUGUGGGGACUGGAGCGUCAGGCCUUGAACAUCACAGACUCUCACUCCAGGAGAGACGGGAAAGACGAGGGUAGGUGAAACAGCGGACAGUCCUGCCUCUGGGACUUGGGAAGCAGUCAAGUGCCUCUGGAUGUGCUCAUACUCUGUGGUCUGGACGGACACUGUGCCUCCUCCAGGUCUGGCACAUGAGUAGCAAUACAGCGUGCCAGGUGCAUUUCUCCAGUACUGCACAUCUCCAGUACUUACUGGGCACAGACACUAGGCAGAACUACGGUCCAGCCAAUUUGCUCUUUUAAAGUAGGAGUUAUGUUCUUUUAUCAGGUUUGAAGCGUUUACAUUUCAAGCUUUUACAGAGCUGCAUUUUUCAUAUCGGUACUAUGGCUCUAUUUUUUUUUUGUUUUAUUUUCAUUUAAACCCAUUUCAGGCUGAAACACCAACACUGGGCCUACCUGUGCAAGGCCAUGAGCUGUGAGUCCUCUCUUGAUCAAGGGGACAGAGGCUGCCUGUAGAGAUCGCAGAUGUCUGCUGCUGCCGACGACUUCAGACUGAGAAAUGUGAGUCGGAGCAGGACAUGUGGGGCUCCAUGGCUCCAGCCCGCCUUUACUUUUCCAAACUAGGAUUCUUGUGGGGACACUGGUGGAAUGAUAGUUGGGUGAGAGUUGUGGAUUUUAAAGUAAAUGACCCGUUGCUGACUGGAUCAGAAGCCAGCAGUGGGAGGUGGGAGACACAGGGUGUUUACAGGUACUCUUGCAGCAGGGAGUUCUGCUGGACCUGAAUGGAGCUGGUCCUGGUAUCACAGCACAGCAGCACCCCUGUGCGCUGAGGCUAGGGGGGAUUCACACGGCGCUCGUUUAACAUCACCAGUCAUAUCCUUUCAGUUGUUUUCUAGAAAUUUGAUGAAGGUUGUGAGUUUUAAAAAUAGGCAUUUGAUGCAGUCAGCACAGGCACAGCAGCCUCUAAACCAUCAAGCCCAGGGAGAUUGUAAGAUAUAGGCUAUUUGGUAAGACGUGGGUUUAUGUGAAGGCCCAGUUAUGAGCGCAGCGAGACAGAGGUCACUGCAGCUCUGUGUCCGAGCACUGGGGAACCUGCCUCCUUCCUGAUGACCACACUGCUGCUAUAAAUACAACAUGAAAAGGGCCCAGACAGGCACCACUACUGUAUACAGUAUUUACCUCUACUGCAGGGGGGUUGACAUUGGGCUGCUCUGCUAAAGCAGCUAAAAUGCUAGAAGUUUAAAACUGACACAUACCUGCUCAGACAGGGUCCCGGGGUUUAUUACCACUGUGACUCAUAGCACAGUCAGGACUGACAGACCCCUGCCCUCUACUGUCCGUUAGGGAGCACUGCAACUCAGAGCCCAUGUGAAGAGCUGCCAGGAAUCAUCCUACUCUUCCUGCCCACAGAAGUGCAAGAUUAAAUCAAAACAGAACCAGAUCUACUCUUCUACACAUACCCCAGGUUACCCACAUUGCAUACUGGGAUCUGAGGGUUAUGGUUUUGUUAGUCUUUUGUAAAUUAAGAUUAUACCUGUUAACAGACGUCUGCCCUUUCCUGGUGGAUAUUGUCUUGCACAGGAGCAGGGAACUAGGGCACUCCCAGCUUUCGUGAGCUCAGAGUCCUGCAGCACUCAGCACACAGGUGCUGCUAUACGGUUCAGGAACUCUAGGUACAGAUGUGCCCUGUACUGGUCAGGGACACUCACUGCAGCUGUGCCCAUACACACCUGAACACUGGGAACGCACACAUUAUUUUUACAUAUUAUUUUUUGGGUCAGUUGUUUGCUGCUACCUGCUUUGUUCACAUUGUUUUACCCUAAGAAGUAUACAGCAUUUUUGUCGUGGCUAUGUCCAAGUCUGGCUGGGCUGUCUCUUCAGCUCGGUGGGCUCAGAUCAGGGCUUGUGUUAAGGCUGCCAUCUCCUGCUCCUGCGUCUGUUUUCCGCAGCUGUGGUCCUGCUGGUGCCGUUUCUAUGGGCGGGGGGCACCAUGACUCACUGCCCUGGUAUCUGUCGCUGCCUUGUGUGACAGACUGCACUCUGCCCCAUUCCUGCCGGCCGCAGAGAGCCAUGUGGUGUUGCAACAAGAUAACGAGAUUAGUCUGCAGCUGCGUGAGAACGGGACGGCGUGACGCGCUGGGUCUGUCUGUGCGUGGGUUUGUGUCGCUGUUUGCCUUCGCUCUGACCAUUUCAUUUGCUUAUUGUUCGGAUAACGGCACUUCCACCUCCCCGCCGUGCUUCUGCAGGAAGUGUGCGAACAACUCUCUCUAGUGCCUUUUCUGACGUGUCUCCUGGUUCCACAUACAAACCCCCGGUACUGUCCUGAAGGACAAGAGACCUCUGUCAGUGGGCAGUUUACAGUCUCCUCCUCGCCAGCAUUGCUUUUCAGUUCUGUUUGACAGCUGUCUGCCUCCAUGCCCUUUGCUCCACAGUGACGUAGUGCCAUUUUCUCUUUCUUGACCAGAGGGGCACCAGGGUACAAGCUGGCCUACCAGGGCUCUCCUGCCUAUUGCCAGUUUUUUUUAAAGCUUGUGGUUUAGUGUUAUAUGGAAGGAUGGCGAGAAUGUUUUUAGCAGUUAAAUUACCUAGAGGGGUCAGAAUCUUGCUCUAAGUAGUAUUUUGUGCAUUUACAAUUCAUUUACUAUCCUAUUACUGAGCAUCUCUGCAAAAUGUCAUACGUGCCGAUCAACGUGCAAGUACUAUCCCAGCCUGUGGUCAACUAACACCAAGUGAACUGAUAAAACAAUUGCAAUUGAAAUUUUAUACGUGUUUUUUAUAUCUUAUUCUUGUCUUAAACUUUAUAAUCGCCAGUUACAGUAUAUAGUCACUUGAUGUGGAAAACCCAACUGUAUGUUUUCUACAUCUCGGCUAGAAACUCUGAACUUGCAGCGCACACGGGGGAGGAUGAGGAAGUGCAGACUGACUCCUCUGCCCAGCCCACCUUUGGGCCAAUUGUCUGUUCCCAGAUCACAGGAAGCACCUCCCCCUACAGGAGGUUCAGCUCUGAUUGGAGGAGGGGUGUGGCCCACACCCACAGCACCAUGUGCCUGCAAAUGCCCAGGAGGCCACAGGUGGAGCUGAGAAUAUCUCUUGCCUAAUAAUCCUACCCCACCCUCAGUGGUACGCAAGCAAUUGUCUGCGACCACUUGAGGAAUCCAGGUCGUAGCAGGCUAGUGAAGUGACCCAGGCUCGAACCCGCACCCAUAGAGCUUAAUCUGCAUGGGCGAGUGACUUCACCGGUUCCGUUCCUCUGCAGCUCCCCCAUCUGUACUUACAGGAGCAGACAUAAGCAAUGGCAGUCUGUGCCUGAAUCUUGCAGAGGAAAUCCAAUAAGUUCAUCAUAAAGUUUAAUAAAUGUGUAUUUUUAUUUGCAAACUACGCUCGUCACCAAUACCUCUUCCUAGUAUUGAGCACUCACUCAUCCUAGCAAACAGCUUAAGAUGACUGAGUGAGGUAACUAAUCCAGGACCAUGCCAACACAACGUCUGUGCACAGAUGUGAGUAUACAUGAUGUUAUCAUUCUCUGUUGCCAAAGCUUUUGCCAGUUCCAGUGCACACUCACGCCCAGCUGCCCACCUGUCAGACUGCCACCCUCUCCAGCUGGUCCCCAUGGCAGCCAGUUCAGCCACAGGCUCUCCGGGGGGGAGGGGCAGCAGGUGUCGUGCAGGAGGGUGGGAGGCUGGGGGCGGGAGAGCUGGCUGCCUGUCAAGCAAUGUUCCCUCUGAGCUAUUAUGAAACAACGGCACAUUGGAAAUUGAACUGCGCACAAAAAAAAUAAAUUCCCCAAAAAUCGGAUAAUAAUUAAACAAAUAUGGUUGUCAAUUGAAAAAAUGCUUAAUGGACCACGAGACUGGCUGCGAUAGGCCCAACUCGAUAUCUAUGCUCCCGAAGGCUCGUACCUCCCUGCUCCAGCUCGCUCGACUCUCAGUCUCUCUGACUGGGCUCGUUGAAUCACUGUCCCGGCCUUUUGGAUCUCUAUGCUUCUAUGAGAAUUACUAUAUUAACAAAAAAUAAGAUUUACAAUUUUACAUACACUCAAUUUAGUGCGCACAAGUUUGUGUCACGGGGGGGGGAAAAAUUGCACAACUUGAAAUUUUUGCGCCCACAGGACAAGAGGGAACAUUGCUGUCAAGUGUCCAUAAAGAUGUGAGUGAGCGUGCAGGGAAAUGGCUUUGUGCACCUGGCCUGAACUCCCAGGUGUGUGUGUGUGUGUUGGGGGGGGUCUGUGCUUGUGAAGGGAGAGGGGAGGGACCUCUUUCCCAUGAUGCAUUGUAGGCAUGAAUUCUCAUACUUCACCUGCAAAUGUUUUUUAUUAAAAUGCCUGUUUUUCACACCA
Messenger RNA from Lepisosteus oculatus (spotted gar), 7832 nucleotides. NCBI's taxonomy places the organism in Eukaryota, Metazoa, Chordata, Actinopteri, Semionotiformes, Lepisosteidae. The record is from RefSeq and is a predicted model, not a curated record.